AUGCACGAUACACGCGCAAGUCAGGCCGCUGAUUCAGCAAAGGUGAUCAAAAGCCCUAAAGGCUUGGUGGAAGAAGCUCUUGGUGCUCAGUCUGACUCGCUGGACGAAAGAGCACCCUUGAGCUCUCUCGGUCUAGACUCGCUCACAGCGGUCAAGCUAUCUGGCCUGCUCAAGCGCCAAUUUGGUCUGAGCUUUACGCAAAUGCAGCUGUUAGGAGCAACUACGUUGCGAGACAUUCAAGCCUCGUCGGAAGUCGCGCAGCCCAAUGGCAAUUCCGCUUCGAACGGGACCGCAAAAGGCUCAGCUAGCUUGGACUCCGCCGCUGACACAUGCGUCGUGCAUCUUAAUGACGUGACGAACGGUGAUCCGCUGUUCCUGAUACAUGGCGCGGGAGGUAGCAUU
Molecule: messenger RNA, 402 nt
Organism: Ceraceosorus guamensis
Lineage: Eukaryota; Fungi; Basidiomycota; Exobasidiomycetes; Ceraceosorales; Ceraceosoraceae
Exons: 1
Molecular function (GO): phosphopantetheine binding
Source: RefSeq, a predicted model, not a curated record